AUGGAAGUCGAAUCACGGCCCCUUUUCAGGAAACGAGGACUAAAACCGACUACGCGUAAGCGGCCUGCAACUCCACCUCCAGCUCCAGACUCCCACUCGUCUGGCUACACAUCGUCGGAGAACGAAAGAGGCGAAAGGAUCAAGCGUCGGAAGAAGGCAGCUGUAGUCGCCAGUAACGCUGCGAAUCGCUCCAAUACUGCAGAUGCUGAGGGUCUUGCCACAUCAAAGUUUGCCGCCGACCGCUCUGCGACGAUCUCGGAAAGCAAUGACGCUACUAAGCAAUCGAACUGGUUUGAUGAAAAGGAUCCUAAGCAUCUACUUGGAUCCGCCCGAGCAAAACCUGAUGCUACGAAUACAAUAGCACAGAGUGAUAGCAAAGAAGGAUCUUAUAAAGGCGCUUCAAAUUACCAUUCCUACGUCAGCAAGAACCCUUCUGCGCCGUCCAAGCAAGUCGGUCCAGUGAAAGCCCCUACAAACAUUCGAACCAUCACUGUUACGGACUUCGCUCCCGAUGUCUGCAAAGACUACAAACAGACCGGCUUCUGCGGUUUUGGAGAUUCUUGCAAAUUUCUGCACGCUCGCGAGGAUUAUAAGCAAGGAUGGGAGAUCGACAGGGACUGGGAGAUUAAUGGCAAAGGAAAGAAGAGGCCGCAACAAGAUGACAGCGAAGAUGAAGAGGAGGCAACGCUGGAGAAUAUACCUUUUGCCUGUAUCAUCUGUAAGGAGCCUUACACGAACCCGGUCGUGACAAAAUGUGGACAUUACUUCUGCGAGGCAUGUGCGCUGAAACGAUAUCGUAAAUCACCAACGUGUGCGGCGUGUGGAGCCGGCACGAAUGGUGUGUUCAAUGGGGCGAAACAGCUGAGGAAACUAUUAGCGAGGAAAAGGGAGAGGGCGAGGCGGAAAAAAGAUAGGGCUAGAGAGGAAGGGGAGGAUGUUAGUGAGGACGACGACGAAGAGGGAUAA
Messenger RNA from Bacidia gigantensis, 966 nucleotides. RefSeq names its product RNA-splicing factor (gene CWC24). The transcript has a single exon. Bases 1 to 966 code for a protein of 321 amino acids. NCBI's taxonomy places the organism in Eukaryota, Fungi, Ascomycota, Lecanoromycetes, Lecanorales, Ramalinaceae. Gene Ontology annotation, molecular function: metal ion binding. Gene Ontology annotation, biological process: snoRNA splicing. The record is from RefSeq and is a predicted model, not a curated record. Gene Ontology annotation, cellular component: U2-type spliceosomal complex.